Frankliniella occidentalis (western flower thrips) is the source of this 1277-nucleotide messenger RNA. RefSeq names its product zinc finger protein 512B-like. Lineage: Eukaryota; Metazoa; Arthropoda; Insecta; Thysanoptera; Thripidae. Bases 141 to 800 code for a protein of 219 amino acids. The transcript is spliced from 2 exons. The record is from RefSeq and is a predicted model, not a curated record.
CUGCACCUCGUGGUGUGUGCAGGGCUGUGCUCCGGGCCCCUGUCGCCCCGUAUAAAACAGCGGGGGUUCGCAAUGGCCGGCAGAGCAUUUAGUUCCGCCGAACGGGAACAGCAUCGAGCGUGCUCCACACAUCCUGCGACAUGAAGUUCAUGGUGGUAGGCGUUAUGUUGGUGGCGCUGGUGGCCGCGUCCGACCAAGGCAAGAAGGACAAGCGCGGCGUGUACGGCGAGGCCCUCGGGUACGACGCGGGCCUCGGUCUGUCGGGGAUCAACAGUCUGGCCGCCAUCCCCGCUCCCUCCUACGGGGUCCCCGCCGCUCCGGCCUACGGACUACCCGGCUCGGCCUACGGCGCGCCCGUGGAUGCCUCUAUUCAAUCCGUCCUGGUCGAAAAACAAGUGGCCUACGGCAUUCCUCAGCCCUACCCCGUGCCCAUUGAGAAGCCCGUCCCGUACGCCGUCAAGGUCCCCUUCGCCGUGCCCUUCGACCGGGAGGUGCCCGUCCCCGUCGACCGCCCGUACCCAGUGCCCGUCAUCAAGCACGUCCCCGUCGACAGGGAGGUGCCCGUCCCGGUGGACAGGCCGUACCCAGUGCCCGUCAUCAAGCACGUGCCAUAUGAGGUGAGGGUGCCCGUCAAGGUGCCCGUCAUCAAGCACGUCCCGUACCCGGUGGAGAAGAUCAUCAGGGAGCCCGUGUACAUCGAGAAGCACGCGCCCCCACCACCAAUCAAGAUCAUCGUGCGCAAGACCACCGGCUGGAAGCUGGGAGGCGGUCUGGGCCACCUUGGCGGAGGCUGGGACUAGGUUACAGGGGGCCACUCGGGGUGCGAGAACCACUUCGAAGAGAUCCGAACCCUUAAUGCCUCAUUCAUUAUGAGAGAUUGUAAAUCCAAUUGAUAACUACAAGCAUUGAUUGGUUCGUGUCUCCUCUCGGUGCUUCGUGCGUGCUCUGACCUCAAAAUUAGCCUAACUCCUUUGUUAUCUUUUUUCUUUAAGUUUUGUUACAAACUACACUGGAGGUGGUGCAGAGAAGAAACAAAAGGACCAUGAUUUGUCGAGUGGCUGACCCCAACCACAGCAGUGGGGUAGACCAAGUGACCAUUCAUUGGCCCUUUAGUUUUUUCAACGAGUACUCGCUGCACUACCGCCGGAAUCACCCAUUGUUGUUGUCCUUGUGGUGUUAACAGCCAUCCUAGUCACUACAUCAUCAACACAUCUCUACCACCAUGUCAUGCUUCAUACGUAAUAAUAAAUACAUGUACAUAACUUUUUAAAAUGUGA